Molecule: messenger RNA, 5924 nt
Organism: Anas platyrhynchos (mallard)
Lineage: Eukaryota; Metazoa; Chordata; Aves; Anseriformes; Anatidae
Source: RefSeq, a predicted model, not a curated record
AUCCUAAUAUCUUGGUACAUGGUUUGCCUGUCCACCUGGGACACUGGAUCUCCAUCUGUGCUACUUAAUAGUCUAGAAUAAGAAAAAAGGGAACGGUUAUGUUAACUUCAACCUCCCCUGAUUUGUUUUCUUUGCACAGCACAAUCUGCUUUUAUCCAUGAAGCUGCAAUAUCCAUUUUUGUUUCUAGCUUAUAGUGACUAGACCUGGGGUCUAACAACCUUCUGCUGCCCGUGGAAUGAAUGUGGGAGCUGGAAUGCCUGGUUGGGUUAUAGCUGUUCUCUGCUACAUAGCUGCUUUUGGUUCCUGUACUUGCUUUUAUCUGGUCAGUUCGUGCCAGUUGCAGAGUGGACAUGUGAUGACCCUGCUCAGGUGACCAAGGCUGCCCAGCGCUUUUAUGCUGAGGUCACUCCCAGCUCAGACUAGAUUUGAACUGAGGACUGGUGGAGCUCUUCAAAUCGUGUUAUCAGCCUCUUGAUCUUUAUGAGACCUGUCCUUGCAGAACAGCAACUUCAGAGAGAACAGUGAGGAGGCCAUAACCUGCUGGGGCCUUCAGCACUUCAGCAGAAUUGCACCCAGAGAAAAAGAGAACAUAAGAAUUCAUGGAAUUUUCCCCCAAACCUCCUGACCUUUUCUCACCAGACAUACUUAAAAGGCUUAGGACUGAAGCAUGACUGGAGGAGGCCCUGUUCAUUGAUUGCACAUGAAAAUUGCUGUUGAUUGCAGAGACAUCACAAGGAAAAGGAUUUUUAUUUUUAUUUUUUUAUUUGAAGGAAAUGGCAGACGUCUCUAGCUGGGAUGAAAAGUGUCUGGGAGGAUUUCAGAGAGACUGAGGGCUGGGGGCAGUUAGGUAAGGAGUUGACUUCUGCUUUCAAUGUGGCAGGGAGAGCACAGGUAUGGUAACUGAACCACUAAAAUUAGGCUGUCCCAGACUGGUUGGAGAGUCAGUGCCAUCACUGGUAACAUACAAGCCCUUGGUGCUGCUGCUUCCAAAGCAAAGAUGAAGCCUGUGUCCAAGCUCAGUGCAGAUUGCUUGUCAUGGCCGUGGUGGGCCGUGAGCACCUAUUGUCAUAAGGAGUGUCACAGCGACUGAACUGACUGCUGCUGUGUGAGGGCAGCCAGACAUCGAAGGUUGGUGGUGUGAGGCACCCCAAAGAGGUGCUCACAGCACCCAUUUCCUCCAGGAGAAGAGCAUUGUACAGCCUCGUGGAGCAGCUGCAGAGGCUGUAGUUUGUCUAAGCUGGCAGUGACUCUUCUGUCAUUAAUGUCCAAGAGACAGGCUUGCUGAACAUGUUGGGAUUGGGGAAAAGCCAUCCUCGGGAGAUGAGUCAGCACUGGCUUUCCUUUCAUCCUCUCUGCUUACAGAGGAAAACACAGCCAGGUUUUAUUGAGUUGAUAACAUAUGCUUACUUCUGUGAGCAAAAAUGCGUAUGGUUAUCAGACAUAACUGUGACGUGAUAAAUCAUGUCAAGAUGAGGAUUUUGUUCCGUAAGCAUGAAAAGAAAAAGAAGAUGCAAUGCAAAAUAUCCCACUCAGGCUGGCUGGGUAAGGUCUCGAUCAUCCACAAGGCCUGUGCUGUUAUAGUGCUGUGUUUGCAUGCACAGUAGGGGGUAAGGCUGGACUAAGGAGUGUGCAGAUGUGAAACAUGAGCGUGGCAAAAUGCCUUUUGUGAAAGAGAGACAUCAAGUGAUGUUCAGAUGGAAUUUAUUCUUGCCCUUAUUGAACAAAUAAGGUUUUGCUGUUUGAUUUUCCUUUAACCUGAAUGGCAACAAAAGAUGUGGCAGCAAGAGGUGUAAAAAAAGGAUGAUAUUUUCCAUGAAAAAUACGUUCCAGCAGACAAAGCUGUAGCACAACUUUUAUUGAACUGAUGAUCCAGCCAGUGCCAACGUCAUUCCUUCUGGCACAAGAUGCUUGUUUUGAGUAGAUAACCCCAGGAUCUGUUUCUGACCCUGCUCCUGGAGGUGCUGUCUGUGCCUCGAUGACAGGGAGGCUGUACUACUUCCCAAUAGCUUUGCUUCAGAGACCCUGCUGAUAGGAUUUUGUGUAUCUCCAAUUUGCUGUCCCUCCAGAUCAAGCUGGGUCAGGAGCCUGAGCUUUGCUGCUUUCAUGAUGUCAUAGUCUUUCUGCAAAGGCUGCAGUGUUUUGUAGGAACAGGGCCAUGGAGAAAUGGUAUCCAGCUGAUUGCCUUGAUAAAGCAAAAGGAUGCUGACAGACACAGACCUUGCUAUUGCAAGCUACGCUGUUUUCCCCUGGAGUGCACACUGCUGUUCUGCAUGGGAGUGGUGCCUUAUAUCCUCCCAGAAAAGAAGCCAGUAUGCAAUGCAGCAGCGUGACUCUUAGCUGCGGACUCCGUUCUCCACCGAGCCGAUCUGGGAUUUUUGUUUGAAGAAUUCAUUUAACAGCUGCUGACUGCAAUGGAUGCUGUGUGUGGGAAGAGCUGUCCCUCCCAAACUGAAGAAACUGAAAAGUCCAAACGUUCAUGUUGGUGAAAAGAUCUCACUGAAAUGUGAGGCGACUGCUGGCAACCCUCAGCCAUCCUACAAAUGGUUUAAAGAUGGCAAAGAGCUGAAGAAGAGCAAAGACAUCCGGAUCAAAUAUGGGAAUGGGAAAAAGAUUUCCAGACUGCAGUUCAACAAGGUGAAGCUGGAAGAUGCUGGGGAGUACAGCUGUGAAGCGGAGAACGUUUUAGGGAAAGACACCGCAAAAGGCAGCCUGAAUGUGAGAAGUGGAACAACGAAAGCACCACAAGUUUUACCAGCCUCAGAAACUAAAAUAGUUGUUAUGGAAGAAGAGUUAACCACAACUCUCUCCUCCUGGUCUGGGCAUGCUAGAAAAUGCAACGAAACAGCCAAGUCCUAUUGUGUCAAUGGUGGGGUAUGCUACUACAUCGAAGGGAUUAAUCAGCUGUCUUGCAAGUCAGUUCUACGACAGUAUGGCAGAUGGCUUUGUCACGUUGAUAAAAACAGAAAAUCCACCAGAAGAAACAAGGAAGGAGAGAUGUCAGAGAAAAGAAUUGCACAUUCACUGAGAUUAAAAAAGGUGAAAGAAGCAGAAGAGCUCUAUCAGAAGAGAGUUUUAACCAUCACGGGAAUCUGUGUUGCCUUGCUUGUUGUGGGCAUCGUCUGUGUGGUAGCUUACUGUAAAACCAAGAAACAAAGAAAACAGAUGCAUAAUCAUUUACGACAGAAUAUGUGCCCUGCCCAUCAGAACAGGAGCCUUGCAAAUGGGCCAAGCCAUCCACGUUUGGAUCCUGAGGAAAUCCAAAUGGCUGAUUAUAUUUCUAAGAAUGUUUCUGCCACCGAACAUGUGAUCCGUAGGGAAACAGAGACGACCUUUUCGGGAAGUCACUCCUGCUCCCCAUCACAUCACUGCUCCACAGCCACUCCAACGUCCAGCCAGAGACAUGAAAGCCACACCUGGAGCCUGGAGCGGACGGAGAGCCUGACUUCAGAUUCCCAGUCUGGGAUAAUGCUGUCUUCGGUGGGAACCAGUAAAUGCAACAGCCCUGCAUGUGUGGAGGCGCGGGCCCGCCGUGGGGCUGCCUUCUGCAUUGAGGACUCGCGGCGGCCCAUGAUGCAGUACCGCGACUCGGUGGAUUCGCUGCGGGACUCGCCGCACAGCGAGAGGUACGUGUCAGCCCUGACCACACCAGCACGCCUGUCGCCCGUGGAUUUCCACUACUCGAUGGCCACGCAGGUGCCCACCUUUGAGAUCACCUCCCCCAACUCCGCACACGCUGUCUCCCUGCCCCCAGCAGCUCCCAUCAGCUUCCGCGUGGAGGAACAGCAGCCCCUCCUGCGGCGGUACCAGCUUCCCUUCCAGGACACGCAGAGGUACGACAGCUACUACCAAAGGAAGACCUACCUAAAUGACAGCAUGGGGAGCCUGCCCUCCAGCCCCUUCCGCAUCACGGAGGAUGACGAGUAUGAGACGACACAGGAGUAUGUCACAGCACUAGAACAGCCAAAGAAAACAGCCAGCAGCAACAAGCGUUGGAAAAAGUCCAAACUGAACGGGCACGUACCCCACAGAGCCAGAGCGGUCCGGGACUCCUUCUCCUUGAGCAGCGCCUCUUACAGCGAGUCUGACGAGGAGCUGGUGGCUGAGAGCACCCCCUUCCUAAGCACUCAGAACAAUGAGACGAUGAACACAGAGUCGCCUCCGCUCCACCGGCCAGGUGACAGCCGGACUUACCAUUCCUACAGCAGGCACAGCGCUCACGGGGAGAGCGGGCGCAGCAGCCUGGCACACACAACGCCCAAACAAGACCCCGAUCCUCUCUAGGCGCCUCGCAGACAUACCCGCAUGGAGGAGGCGGAGGAGGGAGGCAAAACAAAAAAUGAGACAAAAAUAAAUAUUUUUAUUUUAUAUAAAAGAGGAAAAAAUAUAACAAAUAAAAUGUUUUAUUUUCAUUUUAGCAAAGUUGUCUUAUAAUAGCUAACAGCAAUGACUUUUUUAUAGGGAAUCUCUAUUUAUAUGUAAUGUCUUGAUUUUCAGCUUCCAAGAAAAAAAAUUAAAAAAUAAAAAAAAAAAGAAGAAAUGGAAACAAACAAUAAAGUAAAAAAAAAAAAAAAAAAAAAGGUGGGCCAAUUUUUGACUACUUAAAAAUAGAAAAUAAAACUAUCGUGGUGCCUUUUGCUGUAUGCUAGUGCUGGGAUUCAUGCCGAGGAUUCUGUUUCAGUAGCAUUUUUAAGAUCACAGAUUUUUAUUUGGGAGACAACCUGUCACAAGGGCACUCUUCCAUCAGAAGAAAACAGCCUCACCACUUUGCCCUAUACCCUGCUAUUAAUGAUCUUGUUCUAUCAUUUUAACACACAUCAAGGACAUGAUUGGGAGCAUUUCCAUUAUCAUGUCUAACGGGGGUCUGUCUUGCCCCAUAAAAUACUUGUAUUUUUGCUUAAAUCAGGAGAAAAAGAAACUGAGCAGCACCAUACCGAAAUGCAGAAAUAAUGUUUCUUUUGCCACACAGGUAGGAAGAGAAAAUGAAAAGCAGCAGCAGCCCUUACAAUAUAGCUCUCAACUUUUGGCCGUUUCACAUGUGAGUGUGAAAUUGGGUUGGCACAGGUUUGUAGUCCGAUACGUAAGACAUUUAUAGGAAUGUGGUGAAAUAAAACCCUGUUACCUAUGGUUGAAUACAGUCACUGAAGCCAGCCCUGACAGGCUGGUGGCACUGCACAGUGGUCCUGGCAGGGCAGAGCCGCACCGGACCUGGUGCCAUGCUGGCUGUGGCAUCCCCUUGACCAAGCACGCAGUGGCCAUGGUGUGGCAUUUGCUAUGGUGCUGUGUGGGCUGCAGUGUCCUGCGCACCAUGCUUGCCACCGAGGAUGCCCAGAGGGCACAGCAUGGCCACUGCUGCCCCAGGUGCUGUGCCAGACAGCCGCUGGCUGUGCUGCCCUGGUGUCCGAGUGCUCCGGCCCCGCGCAUAGCCCCUUGCGUUGGCUGGGAAGCACCGCGGGCACCACACGGGGCAGCCCAACGAGCGGAUUCCUCUGUCCCGCCGUGCCCUUUGUUGUAAAGACAGUUGUUACUGUAAUGUCUUGCCACCGAUGACAGACAUCGUGUUUCCAAACCCGGAGCAGCUCUGGCCAUUGGCUCUGUGGCGCAAAGAGACAGUCCUGCGUUUCCAGGCAGCAGAGCAUCCUGGUGGAAGUGCCCCUCUCGCCUCAGUUCUCUGCAGCAAACCUGUUUACAUUGUAGCCUGACUUUUUUCUUUUUAUAUUUUUACUUCUGCAUGUCCUUUGCAUUUCAGAUACUGUAGAUUGGAUGCAUGGUGAAGCUGUGACUGAGAAGAUAAUACAACAAUUGACAGUGUAUUUCAUUUAACUUUUAGCAAUAAAGUAACUAAACCCUCUAUUCCUCACCCGUGAUGGGGUCAGAUAGAAAACUCUGCUAAUUUGUCAUAAGAUGAUUGUCAAAGUUUGCUCUG